Tetrapisispora phaffii CBS 4417 is the source of this 2364-nucleotide messenger RNA. RefSeq names its product DNA topoisomerase 1 (gene TOP1). The record is from RefSeq and is a predicted model, not a curated record. Lineage: Eukaryota; Fungi; Ascomycota; Saccharomycetes; Saccharomycetales; Saccharomycetaceae. Gene Ontology annotation, cellular component: chromosome; nucleolus. Gene Ontology annotation, molecular function: DNA topoisomerase type I (single strand cut, ATP-independent) activity; DNA binding. The transcript has a single exon. Gene Ontology annotation, biological process: DNA replication; chromosome segregation; DNA topological change. Bases 1 to 2364 code for a protein of 787 amino acids.
AUGGGUAAAAGAAAAAUUGUCCUGUCUGAAUCUGAUUCUGAAACUGAUUUAUUCAGAAAAGAUACUAGGGAUUAUGAUCUAGAUACACCUUUAUCUAAAUCUGGAGAUUUGGAUAUCCCGCUUUCUAAAACAGUUACUUUGAGCCAUAAAAAGUUAAAGACUGUCAAAAACGAAGACGAAGUAGAUGAGGAGACUAGUUUAUCUGGAUUCACGAGUAAUACUUCAGUUUCAUCAUCUCCAGUUAAGAGAAUCAAAAAGGAAAGUAAGAGUAAGAGUAAAACCAAGACUGGAACUGAACCUAAGUUUAACACUAAAGCUAAAACAUCUUUAAAAAAGGAAGUUACUGAAAGUAAACUCAUUAAAGAAGAAACUCCUGGUGAACAAAAUGCAGAAGGUGAAGUAGAAGAGGAUGAAGAAGAAGAAGAAGAAGAAGAAUAUAAAUGGUGGGAAGAUAAUGAGAAUGAUGGUUCAGUACAAUGGACAACAUUUAGGCACAAUGGUGUUUUAUUCCCACCGGUAUAUGUACCAUUGCCAUCUCAUAUCAAAUUAUAUUAUGAUGGAAAUCCAGUAGACUUACCACCAGCAGCAGAAGAAGUAGCAGGGUUCUAUGCUGGUGUGAUAGGUACCGAUCAUGAACAGAACCCAAUCUUCCGUAAGAAUUUCUUUACUGAUUUCAAAAAAGUUUUACAAGAGAACGGUGGUACAUUAAAUGGUGUCUCAAUUGAAAAUUUUUCAAAAUGUGAUUUUUCAAGGAUAGUUGAUUAUUUGCAACAACAGAAAGAAAUUAAAAAACAGUUAAGUGCUCAAGAAAAGAAGCAAUUGAGAAUAGAGAAAGAAGAAUUCGAAGAACCAUACAAAUUUUGUGAAGUCAACGGACGUCGUGAACAAGUUGGUAAUUUUAGAGUAGAACCUCCUGAUUUAUUUAGAGGUCGUGGUGCUCACCCCAAAACAGGUAAAUUGAAGAGGAGAAUAUAUCCUGAGGAUAUUGUAUUGAAUUUAGAUAAAGAUGCCCCAAUUCCACCGGUUCCAGAGGGACAUCAUUGGGGAGAAAUUAAGCAUGACAACACAGUUCAAUGGCUUGCCAUGUGGAGAGAAAACAUUUCAAAUUCUUUUAAAUACGUUAGACUUGCUGCAAACUCAUCAUUUAAGGGACAAAGUGAUUUAAAAAAAUUUGAAAAGGCACGAGAACUGAAAAAGCAUAUCAAUACUAUUAGAAGAGAUUAUAAAAAAAAUAUGAAGAAUAAAUUAAUGGUUGAAAGACAAAAAGCUGUUGCAAUUUACUUAAUCGAUGUUUUUGCCUUGAGAGCAGGUGGUGAAAAAUCUGAUGAUGAAGCUGAUACUGUUGGUUGUUGCUCUUUAAGAUACGAGCAUGUAACUUUAAAGCCACCUCAAACUGUUAUUUUCGAUUUUUUAGGUAAGGAUUCCAUUAGAUUCUAUCAAGAAGUUGAGGUAGAAAAGCAAGUCUUCAAAAAUCUAGCAAUUUUUAAAAGACUACCUAAAAAGCCUGGUGAUCAAUUAUUUGACAGAUUAGAUCCAUCCAUUUUAAAUAAAUUUUUACAAAACUACAUGCCUGGUUUAACUGCGAAGGUAUUUCGUACAUACAACGCUUCAAAGACAAUGCAAGACCAAUUAGAUUUAAUACCCAAUAAAGGUUCAGUUGCUGAGAAGUUAUUAAAAUAUAAUGCUGCGAACAGAACGGUUGCAAUUCUAUGUAACCAUCAACGUACAAUCAGCAAAACACAUAAACAAACUAUAGAGAAGGCAAGUGAUAGAAUCAGAGAAUUAGAAUGGCAAGCGUGGAGAUUAAAAAAAGCAAUGGUUCAAAUAGAUGCAGAUGCCGUAAAUAAGAGUAAAAAUAAAAAAUUCUUAACAAAAGUAAUCAAGACAUUCACUAAAACGGAGCAGAAGAAAAUUCAUAAGCUCAUUAUUGAUAGAGAAAAUGACCGAGUACAAAAAAGGUACAUAAGAGAGAACGAUGCAAAGAAAUUCGAAAACGAGGAAGAACUAGGUGAAUCUGUUCUAAAAGAAUGGUUACAAAAAGUUGAAGAGAAAAAAAUUGAAUACAACAAAGAAGUUGAAAGCGAUGAGAUCGAAAUCACAACGAAGAUCAAUACGGUAGAAAAAAUCGAGAAACAAUUAGAAAAAUUAAAAUUAAGAAUCGAAACAUCUUCCAUUCAAUUAAAGGACAGAGAAGAAAACUCACAAGUCUCACUGGGAACUUCAAAGAUCAACUAUAUUGAUCCUAGAUUGUCAGUCGUCUUCUGCAAGAAAUACGAUAUUCCAAUCGAAAAAAUCUUCACGAAAACUUUAAGAGAGAAAUUCAAAUGGGCAAUUGAGUCCGUAGAUGAAAACUGGAGAUUCUAA